Molecule: messenger RNA, 1457 nt
Organism: Ictidomys tridecemlineatus (thirteen-lined ground squirrel)
Lineage: Eukaryota; Metazoa; Chordata; Mammalia; Rodentia; Sciuridae
Source: RefSeq, a predicted model, not a curated record
AUGACCAGCCCGAGCUUCAUAAAAGAAGGUUCCAUGCACAAGAAAUUGCUUGUUCUCCUUGCCUUGAAGCUUCAGGAUGUAGGACAGGAAAAAGAGGGAGAAGGCUACAUUGAGGAAGCUCUGAACAGCACAUCCUCCCAAACCUAUGUCUUUCAAUAUGCAAGCAAAUUUUACCGAAAAAAGGGCUGUGUGGAUAAAGCUAUUGAGCUCCUUAAGAAAGCCUUGGAGACAAGACCCAACUCUGCCUCAGUGCAUCACCAGUUAGGGCUUUGCUACAGGGUAAAACUGUUUCAAGUAAAAAAUGCAAGAAAUAUGAACCCUAGAAGGCAGGAAAGAGAAAAUGUGCACAGAUGGGUUCAAUUGGCUAUAAAAGAAUUUCAAGAGACUCUAAGAUUAAAGCCAAGAUUUGAGAUGGCUUAUGUUCACAUGGCUGAAAUGUAUGCAGUAAGAGGCCAGUGCAGAGAGGCAGAAGAAAAUUUUCAGAAAGCAUUAUGCAUGGAUAACCUUGCUGACCACAUACAGCAAGACAUUCAUUACCGCUAUGGCCAUUUCCAACAAUUUCACAUGAGAUCUGAAGACAAAGCAAUCACCCAUUAUUUAAAAGGAUUAAAAAUACCAGAAAUGUCCUUUGCCAGGAAAAAACUUAUAAGUGCCUUAGAAAAACUGGCUGAAAGCCAUGUGAACCAGAAUGUGAGUGUUGUGGCCAGGGUCAGCCUCCUGGGGCUCAGCCAUGAAUUACAAGGGGAAGUGAAGGAGGCCCUGCUGUGCUAUGAGAGGGCUCUGAGGCUCACUGAUCAGCUGAACCCUGUGUUUUGAGGAAGGGGCCCCACCUCCCACUUCAUCUACUCACAACUAAAUAGAACAACAAGCUUCCCUGCUUGCUGCCUCCUGAAAUGUAUAACUGCUGAAAUAAAAAAGUAGAUGGGACAGCACAUGCCCUCUCCCUGCCUGCCUGCUCCUGCCUUCUCCCUGCUGCCUUAGUGCCUAGGCCAGGAGCAUCCAUCCUCUCUCCUGGCAUCCCUGCACUCAUUGGCCCUGGAUGAAAAUCCUGUUUGACACCCAGCAGCUGCUGGAUCCACCAGGAUCCUUUUCCUAAUGACUGUGCCUUGGAAAUGAACUGCUUCUUCCUUCAGUGAGGCUGUUGUCCUGGACCAAGGAGAAUUCAACAGAAAGGGGUUCUUUUUUAUGUGGCCAGAUACCCUGAGGUACUACAAAAUCCAAGAGCAAGACAACUUUUCCUCCUCUAAAAUCAUUCCUGUCAAGUCUUUUGGUUACAGCAAUGAAAAAGCUGAUGAAAACGCAUCUCUGGAAAUUUGUUCAAGCUAACAAGACUUUUGAUGUUUCAGGGAAAUAAAAAGAAGAAGAAAAACAAAUCUUGUGUGAAAGGUGCCAGUUGAAAAUGACAUAAAGAGGUUUCUAUAGUUUUUAGGUGGUAUGUGAUAUAUGCUUUGUUUUUU